Messenger RNA from Dichomitus squalens LYAD-421 SS1, 1123 nucleotides. RefSeq names its product Rhodanese-like protein. The record is from RefSeq and is a predicted model, not a curated record. Bases 60 to 1046 code for a protein of 328 amino acids. The transcript has 6 exons. NCBI's taxonomy places the organism in Eukaryota, Fungi, Basidiomycota, Agaricomycetes, Polyporales, Polyporaceae. Gene Ontology annotation, cellular component: mitochondrion. Gene Ontology annotation, molecular function: thiosulfate-cyanide sulfurtransferase activity. Gene Ontology annotation, biological process: transsulfuration.
GAGCCUUCGGUCGACAUAUUAUCUCUUGUUCAAGCCGUGGUCCAAGAUCCUAUGCCACCAUGUUCGGCGACCAUUGCCCCCUAGUCGUUACCCCCGCUCAGCUACACAAUCUCCAGGCUGAGAACAAAUCCGCGUCCCAGGAUCUGAUCGUGCUCGACGCGUCAUGGCACAUGCCCACCUCCCCCCGCAAAGGCGAUCAAGAGUAUCUUGCUGCCCAUAUUCCCUCUGCGAGGUUCCUUGACAUAGAUCGCGUCGCGUCCCCUCACCUACUGAACCUCGCGCAUAUGAUGCCCGACCCCCAGACGUUUGUGGCCGCUUGCUCAAAACUAGGCAUCGCCCCUUCUACUCAUGUUGUCAUCUACGACUCGCAUGGCGUGUUCUCUUCACCAAGGGCACUGUACAUGUUCCGCACCUUUGGCCACAACAGGUCGAGCAUUCUGGACGGUGGACUUCCCGGCUGGCUAGCCCACGGUGGCAACAUUGAACAAGGGGAACCGAAAGUCGUUCCUCACUCGAAAUACGCUGCCCCUACGCUCAACCAGGAAGCGGUGAAGGAUUAUGAGCAGAUGGUAGCGAAUGCGGAACUCGAUCCUUCUCACAGCCCGGACGCGUACUAUGUCCUCGACGCCCGUUCCAAAGGCCGCUUCCUCGGUACUGAUCCCGAACCGCGGCCUGGGCUGUCUUCAGGACACAUCCCGCACUCCAUUUCUCUCCCGUUCAACACUUUCCUGGAGACCCACGCUGUGCCAGAGGACAUAGCUUCCAACAUUAUCAACAACAUAUCACUCAAGCUUCUACCCACGUAUACCCGCCUGCGUUCCACGCAAGGCAUGCUUUUCGCUCUCGAGGAAUCGCUUGGGCACGAACGUGCCAAAGAAGUCCUGGAGGGUAAGCGUCAGGUGGUCGCCAGUUGCGGGAGCGGCAUGACUGCGGGAGUCAUCUGGCUAGGACUCAAGUUGCUCGGUGUAGAGCGUGUCGGGAUUUAUGAUGAAUCCUGGACUGGCUAUGCGAUGCGACCUGGGAGCAAGAUCGUCAAAGGAGAGUAGAAGACUACGUAGCGUAGGCAUGAGAUCUGAUCGUGACUGUCAAUACGCCGCUACUGCCGUAUCAGACUCUUCUCGUG